Messenger RNA from Entamoeba invadens IP1, 882 nucleotides. Its product is annotated as protein phosphatase 2C-2, putative. Lineage: Eukaryota; Evosea; Mastigamoebida; Endamoebidae. The transcript is spliced from 2 exons. The record is from RefSeq and is a predicted model, not a curated record. Gene Ontology annotation, biological process: protein dephosphorylation. Bases 1 to 882 code for a protein of 293 amino acids. Gene Ontology annotation, molecular function: protein serine/threonine phosphatase activity.
AUGAGCGAGCAAACGGACGAGAACACAUAUCCGUCUCCUCUCCAUCAAUUUAAAAAAUACAGCUUUAAGGAGAAAAAGAAGUUGCGGACGAAUUCUGCUGGCGCGAGUGACAUUGGUGCGCGACCGACAAAUGAAGAUGCGUUCAAAAUUAUCUCCGGUGCAGAGGCCAUGGUUCCGUUGAAAAAAAACAAAAAAGCGAAGUGUGAAUAUUAUGGAGUGUUUGAUGGACACAACGGGACAGAAGCUUCCAAUAUUUGCUCCGAAUCGAUGCAUUGCGAAAUUUUCGAAGACCCCGACUUUGAAAAUGGCUUUUAUGAACUUUGUUUGUUCAACGCGUACUGUCGGAUGGACUGGCUAUUGUGUACAAAACGAAUUAAAGAUAACAGUGGAUGCACGUCUGUUACUGCUAUUAUAUAUGAUAGGUUACUCGUUGUAGCAAACGUUGGAGAUUCGGAGUGUUUAGUGAUAAAAGGAGGGUAUUCUGAUGAGGUUGAGGUCUUGACUCAAAAACAUACGGCGCGAGAUGAGAACGAGAAAAAGAGGAUGAAAGCCAAGGGGGGGAUUGUGUUCAAUGGAAGAGUCUAUGGGUCGAUGCAAGUAUCGCGUUCGCUUGGUGACAAGUCGUACAAAGGGAAAGGAGUGGUUAUACCAGAUCCUUAUGUGAAUGUGUAUGAAUUAACGAGUUCCGAUAAAAUCGUUGUACUCGCUUGUGACGGUGUUUUUGAGAAGAUGAAUUACGAAGACGUCAUGAAGUUCAUUCUCGAGCAACAGAACCAGCAAAAGACUCCCGAAGAGGCUGCAACGAAUUUGGUGAAAGAGGCGAUUGUAAGGGGGUCGAAGGACAACGUCACGUGUGUUGUUAUUUAUCUCAAUUGGUCGUAG